Molecule: messenger RNA, 1566 nt
Organism: Recurvomyces mirabilis
Lineage: Eukaryota; Fungi; Ascomycota; Dothideomycetes; Mycosphaerellales; Teratosphaeriaceae
Exons: 2
Coding region: 1-1566 (521 amino acids)
Source: RefSeq, a predicted model, not a curated record
AUGCUGGAGUCCUACGACUGUGUCAAGCGCAUGACAGAUACAGUCCACGAAGUCGAGCCUUACGUCGGUACUUUCAUUCGUGGUAUGGUAGAAGGCAAGAAAUCGAAAGGCAAGAGUGGUAAGAAAGACGACGAGGAUGCUUCCAGCAUUUUUCUGGGAGAUGCAUCUUCACAUCGUCUCACACCUGUGCCUACAACUUCGGCCAAGCCUUCACCAACCCAUCAGUCAAGCUUUGCUACUUCGCCGCCACAGCCAUCUUCCGAGCCCAACACACCCGUCAGGCAUGAUCGCUACGAUUUCCUGACACCGUCGUCACCCAGCAAGGCGUGUCCAUCUGGCAAGAAGAAGCUUAUGGGCCAGUCGCUCAUCCUGCCGCCAGAUUCCACGCCAACCCCUGAGAUACCGCUCGGAAGAGAUGAGGGUGCAAUUCGAUCCAGCGCAGACUUCGCAAAAUACAACAAGGAGCUUGCUAGGCUGCGUGCAGCCGAUUCUCCGACGAAGUCACAGCUUUCGAGUGGCCGAAAUAUCGCUCUAUCAGACAGAUUAGGCAACGAGCUGAUGGAGACCGUUGAUGAUGCGCAGACACCUCCGAGCACGCCAUUCACUCAUCCUCGCGCAGCUCCAGUAGCUCACAUGACCAGCUCGACCACGGAAGAGCACUGCGAUGACGUCGAAGAACUGGUGAAUGUGCCGAAUGCAGAAGGCGCGGUGAGACACGUGGAAGGUGAGCCGCUACUGCCUGUGCAAACAGCUUCUUCUCUGGAGAACCCGAACGUUCCUGACAACCGACCAACAUCUCUGGAACAUCGACAAGACCACAACAUGAGAUCAUCACAGUCGUCCUCGCGAGCUCCAUCGCAGUCAGCCGAAGAUGAGGCAGAAGAGCUGCGUACGUGUCAGGUCACUGUUGAAGAUAUCCGAGCUCGACUUCCAGCAGAAGGGAUCACAAUCGCGGCAUUGCGAGAGUCCUUCGGUCCCGAGCUCGUUCCGCAGAACAAGGUUGCCGCGAGAACGUUCUUGCACCUGAUCAAGACAGCGGCCACGCCCAAGGAUGGGAAAUAUUACUUGAAGACUACGGCAUCAUCUCAGAGGUCCUCUCAGCCUGCUCCUUCGCCGGUGAAGCAGUCAGAGGCGCCAAGCCGUACAGAAGGAUCUGAUAUUGUCAGUUUGGUAGCAAACGCCGCUAGCGACAAAGCCGCAUCAGGUCAGGCACAGAGCGAGCCAACAGACGAAGUGUCUCGCACGAGCAGAUCACUCAAGAUAGAAUCUACAGCAUCAUCGGUCCCGGUCAAGCGGCAGGCAGAUAUUACUCAGCAAAAUUGCAAAACCAAGGCGGCGGAAGAGGAAGCCAUCGAGCUAGACAGCAGGGUGCCAGAGGAACAUGAAUGCGUGCGAGAGGAUCUUGAGGAGCGAGAGCUUGCGAUGCUGCAGCAAAAAUUGAAUGAUGACGAUGAAGAGCAUAAGCAAAGGAUGCAGGUGCGCGAGCAGCAAGCUGAAACGCUGCGGCAGGUAAACGAGGCAAUCCGAAGAGCCGAGGAGGCGAUAAGAGCUGGUAGCGUUGAGUGA